AUGCGAUCGAGUAUAUGCGAACUUUUUCUUUUGAGCAAUUUGAGCUUUUUUGGACGAUGUAACAGAGAGAAACCGCCAUGCAAAUAUUUUCAUCCGCCUCAGCAUCUCAAGGAUCAACUUUUAAUAAAUGGCCGAAAUCAUUUGGCAUUAAAAAAUGCUCUUUUGCAACAAAUGGGUUUAACCCCUGGACAAACCCUUGUCACUGGACAGGUUCCCACAGCGGUGGCAACGAAUCCAUACUUGACAGGUAUGCCGCAGGUCGGAAGCACGUUCAAUCAUUUUUUCACUCCUGGACCGAUGAUGCACACGAUUGUCGGACCUGAUCCCGCUGUUGGUUCGCCUUUAGGGGUUGUGCCACAAACCAUUGUGCCGCAAAAACUUCCCCGAUCAGAUCGACUCGAGGUGUGCCGCGAAUUCUUGCGCGGGGCGUGCAAGAGGCCAGAGGGUGAGUGCCGCUUCGCGCACCCUCCUGAGACCGUGACGGCAAACGAAGACGGUACUGUCACGGUCUGCAUGGACGCCGUGAAAGGGCGGUGCACCCGCGACCCCUGCCGCUAUUUCCAUCCCCCUCUGCACCUCCAAGCUCAUAUCAAGGUCGCACAGUCGCGCGUCACCGCGGUAGGCAUUACCUUCUAUCGCUUUUGUUUUUUUUUUUUUUUUUCAUUUUUUUUUUUUGUUUUUUGUUGCCUGUUUGUUGUGUUAAACUUUGAACUUUAA
Molecule: messenger RNA, 717 nt
Organism: Pediculus humanus corporis (human body louse)
Lineage: Eukaryota; Metazoa; Arthropoda; Insecta; Psocodea; Pediculidae
Exons: 4
Coding region: 1-717 (238 amino acids)
Molecular function (GO): metal ion binding
Source: RefSeq, a predicted model, not a curated record